This is a messenger RNA of Pseudovirgaria hyperparasitica, 3268 nucleotides long. RefSeq lists its product as uncharacterized. The coding region runs from base 131 to 3058 and encodes 975 amino acids. The record is from RefSeq and is a predicted model, not a curated record. Lineage: Eukaryota; Fungi; Ascomycota; Dothideomycetes; Acrospermales; Acrospermaceae. The transcript has 3 exons.
GCCUACUUGAUUUUACUGGCUCCAAUGGUCCUUUGACCAAGACUCAAUCGCUACGAAUCAAUUUCCUUAUCAUCCAUAUCUGUUACUAUAUACAAGACCACUACCGCGUCGUUACUUUACCGAUCAAUUCAUGAUGUCAACUCCUUCGAUCCCACCUCGUCCGAACCGGGGACAGAACCUCGACCCUUCGAGAGCUAUGGAAACUCCUAGCAUACCUCCCCGACCGAAAGGGAAGCGCGGUGAUAAUCGUUCCGUCUCCCCGGGUCGCACGUUUGCUCGGUCGCCUCUGAAUGACCCCUCAUUCGUUCAUACCAAAGGGAAAAAGCCAACUAGUGAUGAUAAUACCCAGAUCCGUCGGCCUCCAAGUGUGUCACAGCUUCCCUCGAUAGGCCAGGAAGGUCAUGAAUAUAUGGUCAAUGAUCUUCAUCCCGAAGAUGCUUCACCGCCCGAGCAGACAAAGUCUGUUAGUAGAGAUCUACCUCUACACGCUCCCACAGCGUCGGUGUCUGCUGCAACUGCUAAAGCCAGAAUCUCUGGUGUCACUCGUCCCGAACCUACAUCUUCGAGAGGUGAACUCGAAGUGAAAGCUCGACAGGCCAAUUCACAACGCUCUGGGUCUUCAGCUGGAGAUGUUUCACGCCCAGCAUCGAUGAUAAAAGAUGACGAUGAACACGGCAUUCCUCAAAUAGGUUUUCAUGUACCCAUGUAUCCGAACGCUGGAGAUGUUCAGGCUCCGACCCCGUCUCAAUUGCCUCAGCAUGGUUCUACUGGGGUCGGAUUCUUUAACAAUGGAGCCCAUCGAGAGGGUCGACAGCACACUCGUACCAAGAGCGGCCGGAAAGUCUUUCAGGGGCCUCCGGGAAGCUAUGGUAUGCACGGUCAUGGAAUGGCUCCACGUGACCCAUUAGAGAAAUCUUGGUACGACAAGCAUCCUGAGGACGCGAAGAAAGAAGCAAUGGGCGAAUAUGGUCCUAAGAUUCAAGACAAUCGCAAAGAAUACCAUAUGAGUCAGGAUGAUCUGAAUAAAUUGGUGCACCAUCGACUCGAUGCUGGCACACCUGCAGAAGAAGUUGGCUAUAAAGUUUCUGAAGAAUACCAAUCGCGCAUGGCCUCUCCCGCCAUUAGUACGGAGAACCUAGCCCCGAAUCCCUCCCAGAACCAUCUAGAAUCCCCACUUCGCAAGGUCGAAUCGAACACUACAGAGAAGAAUGAUGUUAUUCUCGGCGAAAAGUUGGGAGAUCUUUCCCGCACUAGAACAAGUGCAACCGUUGGUGAAAGCCGGGAAAGUCUUGACCUUGUUCGGACCAAGACCCAGGAAGAUCGCUGGGCGGAGGAGCAUGGAUACCAUGCACCAAUUCUCGCAGCUGACGAAGUUGCGAAGCACGAGUUUCCUGAAUUUAUGCAACCCGCUGUGUCUCCAGAAUUCGACCGUGAGCGACGGCGCAGUGCUGAAUUUACUCAUGGCGAGCACUCUCUGCGAAAAGUGAACAGCCGACCAGAAAGUCGUAACAACGGCUCUCUCAAUAAUUUGUCACGAUUUUCAAGUCGCGAGCAAAUCGAGGGUAUUCAUACACCACUUGACAAUGUUCAAGAGUAUGAGCCGCUGUUCCCAGAGGACGACGAUGAGAAACUAUCAAAGAAAAAACCGAAUGCGGUGGAGAAGUUAAAGAGACCUGAUCUGGCUCGUUAUCACUUUCCAAGUCAAGAUGUGUGGGAAGACGCGCCAUCUCAUGUUCAUUUGUCCACAACGGUCGAGACCCCCGAGCCAGAGGCAGAGGAGGAGAUUGGAACCGAAGAGACUUCGCCUAGAAAGGCUUUCGAAAAGCCUGAGGAUGAAGCAGCUCGUAAAGAAACUAUUACGAAGCAAGAUCAGCUUAACUUCAUACCCGAGCAAACUAAGAAGCUAGCUAAAACCCAUAUAACUGCCGCUAUCAUGGCAGAUAUGCCUACUAGACCUGGUUUGAAGCAAAGGUUCCCAAGCCGUGACAUCUGGGAAGAUGCGCCCGAUGAUGUGCAUCAGUACACAACAGUGGAUACACCUGAAGAUGAGCUUGAUCGACAGCUUGAGCCUAUGUCACCCGACGACGUACCAGAUAUACCAACAGUGCCUGCCCGACCAACAAAGAGUAAAGCAGCUGAUGGUGUAUCGCCCGAGAAGAAAGCGCCUGUUGUGCCUGGUCGACCAAAGCCACAAAUACCUGCACGGCCAACGCGUGCGUUUCACCGUGCUUCCGACGAUUCUGAUCCCUUCGAAAAGACUGUCUCUACUGAAAGCGCAGAUAGUACCGGUAGUGGUGAAGCUAGCACAACGAAGCAAAAACCCCAAAUUCCUACCAGACCAGGCGGAAGCAAGUUAGCAGCUCUAAAAGCAGGCUUUAUGAGUGAUCUCAAUAGCCGCUUACAACUUGGCCCUCAAGCCCCUAAAGUUAAGGAACCUGAGAAAGAAGAAGAAUCUGAGAAGGCGGUGGAGCCAACACCGCUAGCAGAUGCCAGGAAAGGGCGAGCCAAAGGUCCAUCAAGACGCAAACCUGGCGUCUCGCCAUCCGGGAUUGCUCCAUCUACGGCGCCUCAGACUGUGACGCCUGUUUCAUUCAGCGUUUCCGCACCCCGAAGUAUCUUCUCUAUCUCUAAUGAGGGCGUACUGAGCGUGCCAACUCAUGAUGAUGGUACUCUAAACGUGACGGGCCAAUCAGCUCCUUCACAAACAUCACAAAUUAUAGCUGAGGUACCUCUAGAACAGGACCCUGCAUCUACUAUUAAUGCUGUUGACGCUGCUGAUGGCGUCAAUCUUACCAAGGCACCUACAGCUGAGCAGAGUACACAGACUGGCCAACUUGAUAUUCGGAUCUCCUCGCCCACCGGCGAAAAGGAGAACGUUACCGCGUAUGUUGGUGGCAAUGCUCACGAGGAUGGUGAUGUUGUAAUAGACAAGGACGGAGUGGAACAUGUUAGCGGAAAAUCAGCUCCAGCAUCACCUACGGUUUCGAAUGCUUCGGCCAAACCCGUUGUCAAUGAGCCUGACACUAUAGAGCAGAAAACAACUGAUGGCGAGGCUUGAGAGGUGUCAUAAUAUUUCACCGGUAUUUGGCGUAUGGUAUUGUCUAUGUAACACUCACUCAUCCAUAUGUAUGGUAUUUACUGCUUGUCGCUUCCAUCAAGUGAAGGCAUCAUUCGCCUCAAUAUAUAGUAGUGAAUAUUAUAGGCAAUGACAGAUACCUGUUGGAAAUCCGCGUCAGGUUAGUGCGGUGUGAUCAUGUCAGGUGUCUAA